AUGGAUUGGUACGCUAGAGUGUCUCAUUUUUUCAUCAUACCGAAUGAGAGGAGGAUUGAUCUCAGUGUCGUGGCUGCUUUGCGUAGGGCUUUAGAAGUCCUUGAGCUGUCACUUGAGGUGGGUGAUGCUUUGCUGCCAGGCACACAGGCCCGCGCUUUAACGGAGAAAGCACUUCGCAUCCUCCAGGACUUGGCUGGGACACAGGGCAUUGCUUACGCUGCUGGGAGAGGAGGUCUGGGAGCAGGUGGCCGAGCAGGUGGCCGAGCAGGUGGCCGGGAGGGCGGCAGGGCAGGAGCUAGGGGAGGCCGUAGGGGUAGGGGAGGUCGUCGGGGUAGGGGACAGUAG
Lotus japonicus is the source of this 345-nucleotide messenger RNA. Its product is annotated as H/ACA ribonucleoprotein complex subunit GAR1-like. The transcript is spliced from 2 exons. Lineage: Eukaryota; Viridiplantae; Streptophyta; Magnoliopsida; Fabales; Fabaceae. The record is from RefSeq and is a predicted model, not a curated record. The coding region runs from base 1 to 345 and encodes 114 amino acids.